This is a messenger RNA of Procambarus clarkii (red swamp crayfish), 4782 nucleotides long. RefSeq names its product selenocysteine lyase. The record is from RefSeq and is a predicted model, not a curated record. Lineage: Eukaryota; Metazoa; Arthropoda; Malacostraca; Decapoda; Cambaridae.
UAGCCGCUACACGUGAUCCAACGGGACGUAAACAAAUGUGGUGGGAACGCCGAGGUGGAUCAAUGUGGAUUUGAAAGCUUGUGUUGUGAGUGCCGUGUCGCCCGUGUCUCCGAGUGGUCGCCGCAGCCUCCGUUGGGAUGUCUGGAAGUAGCAGUGGAGCUGGUACUGGCAGCGGCGUCCAAAAACGGGUUUAUCUUGAUUUCAAUGCGACCACACCACUGGCUCCUGAGGUGAUAAAAGCAGUAGAGCAGAGUAUGCAUGAGGCAUGGGGUAAUCCCAGCUCUGCUCAUGAAGAAGGUGCCAGAGCAAGAACGGUUAUAAAUCAGGCUCGGGAUGAUGUUGCCAGGAUGAUUGGUGCCUUGCCCCAAGAUGUAUUGUUUAUGUCUGGUGGCACAGAGGCCAACAAUGUAGUGCUGCACUGUGCUGUAACACACUUCCGCAAGUGGUGCUUAUCACAAGAGAGCCCUAUUUAUCAUCACCUUCGCCCACACAUCAUAACCACGAAAGUUGAACACGAUGCCAUCAAGUUACCAUUGACACACAGAUAUGCAAUUGAGGCUGAAAAUGUUUUAAACAUUGCAGAUGUAACAUACCUGGGUGUUGAGAACCUUCCUGAAGCAGUGCUGGAGUCUAUCCGACCCUCCACGUGCCUCAUCACAGUCAUGCUGGCCAACAAUGAGACUGGCAUUAUGUUUUCUGUUGCUCAUAUUGGCAGGUUAUUAGCUGAGGUAAACAAGAAACGGGAAAACGAAGGGUUGUUCAAAGUCCUCCUCCACACAGAUGCUGCACAGGCUAUUGGGAAAGUUCCCGUGGAUGUUACAGACCUCAAUGUUGACUACCUAACAAUUGUUGGACACAAGUAUUAUGGACCUCGGAUUGGUGCACUGUAUAUCCGUGGUUUAGGGCACAAGACGCCUGUAUAUCCUAUGCUGUACGGAGGUGGCCAAGAGAGAGGAUACCGGCCAGGUACGGAGAACACUCCAAUGAUUGCUGGGUUGGGCCGAGCAUCACUUCUAGUUCAUAACAAUGUUCAAGACUAUUAUGCAUCGAUGAAAAAAACUAGAAACUAUAUGGAAAGACAAUUGAAGAAAGUAUUUGGCAACCAAGUAAAGAUCAACUGUGUAGACCCCUGUAUAGCCUCAGACCCAGAAGCCUGUUCUAUACCACCUCGAGGUCCUAAGCAGCAGCACUUUAUAUUCCCUCGCCUUCCAAAUACAUCUUCAGUUUCCUUUUACUACAGACAGGUUGCUGGAGCUGAUAUUCUACGUCAUUGUCGACUUGUUCAGGCCAGCUGUGGAGCAGCUUGCCAUGCACACACCGAUCAUCAAAGUAUUCUUGAGGCUUCGGGUGUCUGCUCAUUCCAUGCCUCGCGCACUAUUCGUCUGAGCCUUGGACGGGACACCACAAUGGAGGAAAUCGACUUGGCUAUUCAGGACAUCAAGCAAGCAAUUGACAAGUUGAUUGGGCGGUCAUUGUAAAAAUAUUGGUGUUUGAAAGCAUCACUUGAAAUGUGUUAAAAAAAGCCUUAAUGCUGAAUAGUAAGGCUUUAGUACAUCAUGUAGCUCUGCUCCAUAUUAAGGUUGAUGCUCUGGCAAUCCUAAAAUAGAAACCAAUGUAAAUAUGUGACUGGAUCCACACCACACAGAUACCUGCAUUAUGCACAAUGGACAUGCUGUAUUUACAGAAAACUUUUAUAUAACUAAAUUAAUCGUGUAUGAGAAGUUGAUUCAUUAUAGUUUAUUACAAUUUUACAAAUUUCUUAUUAAAAUUUAUAUGUAAUUUUUGGCUAAAUAUAUUUUCAGUUAUUACUCAACAUAGAUAUUUAUUGUACUAAGGUUGGAUUAUAUAUUUUAAUACAUUAGUUUCGUUACUAUUGUAAUUUUUUAAUUAUCUUUUGGCAGACUGUUUCUUGUAAAGUAGAGUGUGCUUUAUAUAUUGAUGGUGAUACAUACACCACAAAGUGGAUAGGCUAGUUUGUACUUAAAAUGGCAAAGUGACGCUCUUCUAUUUGGCUUUUAUUCGGGUGCAUAUUGAGCCAGAACAUGGAGCCAAUUUUAAUGACAAUGCAUCAAAUUCACUUAUUUUAUUGAAGCAGAAUUAUGAUGACCAGACCACACACUAGAAUGUGAAGGGACGACGACGUUUCGGUCCGUCCUGGACCAUUCUCAAUCGACUUGAGAAUGGUCCAGGACGGACCGAAACGUCGUCGUCCCUUCACCUUCUAGUGUGUGGUCUAGUCAUCAUACUUUAGCCACGUUAUUGUGACUCAUCUCCUGCAAGCAGAAUUAGUCACAUGAAUUUAAAACUUAUUUAAGAAUCAUAUAAUUGUGAUCAAUUUAAAAAAUAUGACCUUUUUUAUUUUAAGGAAUGACCAGCAUGUAAUUUGUUUAUUUCCUGUGUACAAAGUGACUGGUGUUGAGGGUUGGUGUUGGGGUAUGGAGUAAUAUUUUGGACACUAGAUCUACUUGACAAUAUGCUGUGAUAUGCUGUAUUUUGCAUGUUUUCAUUACCAAUUAUGUUAAGUAUUGAUACCACUCAACCCUUGAUGUGACUUUGUGGAAAUGAUAAGAUUGACUCUGAUACUCUACUGUAUAGUAAAAUAAGAAAUGAUAAGAUUGACUCUGAUACUCUACUGUAUAGUAAAAUAAGACAACUAAAAAAUAUGUACAGUACAGUAUUAGGCAUUUUAUGUCAGCUGAAAAUGCCAUGGGUUCUGCUAUUAUAUCAAAUAAUUUUGAAAACUUCUUUAAUCUGGCUUUCUUCUGGUUUAGCUAAAAAAAAUCUACUUUAAAUUGUUUUGUUUUAUAUAUGGUGAGGAUGAAGCAAAGUAUAAAGUUUACAAAAUUUCAACGGACAUAGUGUACAAUAUUCGAGAAAAGUAUAAUGACUAAUGUGUGAGUGCCAGAGUUGAGUAGGCCAGCAGGCGGUGGUUACGAAGUGUGUGCCUAGUCCAGGGCCCCAACGUGACUGUGUGAAGCUAUGUGCGCACUUUGGCCAGGAUUGGAAUGCUCAACUUAAUAUUAAUGGAGACCCAUUAAUGCAUGACCCCAUUAAUUGGGUUAUAUUGUCAUUUCAGUAAUACAAAAGCUAAAUGCGUACCUUUUGUACGAUAAGCUUUUAUGUCUUCGGUAUCUUACAUUUGAUAUAAAGUACAUAUUUGAGCAUGACAUGUUAAUAAUUUCUAUAUUUUGGACCAUUAUCUUUUCCCAAUUACAUGGACUAGGUGAUGUGUUUUAACGCUGCUCAUUGUAGGUCCCGUUAGGUGCCACCCACUACAGAUGCUGUGAUCCACCUGUCCCUGUAGUAAGCCAACUACUGGGAAAGCUGGACCAGAACCUCUUGUAGUAGGCAUUCUACAGGGCUCUGAUCCAGCUGCCCCUGUCAUUUUCCCACUACAGGGACUCUGGUCCAGCAGUACCUGUAGUAAGCCCACUACAGGGACUCUGGUCCAGCUGUACCUGUAGUAAGCCCACUACAGGGACUCUGGUCCAGCUGUACCUGUAGUAAGCCCACUACAGGGGCUCUGGUCCAGCAGUACCUGUAGUAAGCCCACUACAGGGACUCUGGUCCAGCUGUACCUGUAGUAAGCCCACUACAGGGACUCUGGUCCAGCAGUACCUGUAGUAAGCCCACUACAGGGACUCUGGUCCAGCUGUACCUGUAGUAAGCCCACUACAGGGACUCUGGUCCAGCAGUACCUGUAGUAAGCCCACUACAGGGGCUCUGGUCCAGCAGUACCUGUAGUAAGCCCACUACAGGGGCUCUGGUCUAGCAGUACCUGUAGUAAGCCCACUACAGGGGCUCUGGUCUAGCUGUACCUGUAGUAAGCCCACUACAGGGGCUCUGGUCUAGCUGUACCUGUAGUAAGCCCACUACAGGGGCUCUGGUCCAGCAGUACCUGUAGUAAGCCCACUACAGGGGCUCUGGUCUAGCAGUACCUGUAGUAAGCCCACUACAGGGACUCUGGUCUAGCAGUACCUGUAGUAAGCCCACUACAGGGACUCUGGUCCAGCAGUACCUGUAGUAAGCCCACUACAGGGACACUGGUCCAGCUGUACCUGUAGUAAGCCCACUACAGGGACUCUGGUCCAGCUGUACCUGUAGUAAGCCCACUACAGGGACACUGGUCCAGCAGUACCUGUAGUAAGCCCACUACAGGGACACUGGUCCAGCAGUACCUGUAGUAAGCCCACUACAGGGACACUGGUCCAGCAGUACCUGUAGUAAGCCCACUACAGGGACUCUGGUCCAGCAGUACCUGUAGUAAGCCCACUACAGGGGCUCUGGUCUAGCAGUACCUGUAGUAAGCCCACUACAGGGGCUCUGGUCCAGCAGUACCUGUAGUAAGCCCACUACAGGGGCUCUGGUCUAGCAGUACCUGUAGUAAGCCCACUACAGGGGCUCUGGUCUAGCUGUACCUGUAGUAAGCCCACUACAGGGACUACAGACCAGAGCCCCACUACAGGGGCUCUGGUCUAGCAGUACCUGUAGUAAGCCCACUACAGGGGCUCUGGUCCAGCAGUACCUGUAGUAAGCCCACUACAGGGGCUCUGGUCUAGCAGUACCUGUAGUAAGCCCACUACAGGGGCUCUGGUCUAGCUGUACCUGUAGUAAGCCCACUACAGGGACUCUGGUCCAGCAGUACCUGUAGUAAGCCCACUACAGGGACUCUGGUCCAGCAGUACCUGUAGUAAGCCCACUACAGGGACUCUGGUCUAGCAGUACCUUGAGGUAAAUGUAGUGUGUUAUAGAUUUUUUUAAAUUAUUCUCUUAGUUGCUUUU